Glarea lozoyensis ATCC 20868 is the source of this 1785-nucleotide messenger RNA. RefSeq names its product WD40 repeat-like protein. The record is from RefSeq and is a predicted model, not a curated record. Bases 1 to 1785 code for a protein of 594 amino acids. Gene Ontology annotation, molecular function: protein binding. The transcript has a single exon. Gene Ontology annotation, biological process: regulation of DNA double-strand break processing. Lineage: Eukaryota; Fungi; Ascomycota; Leotiomycetes; Helotiales; Helotiaceae. Gene Ontology annotation, cellular component: nucleus; site of double-strand break.
AUGAGCGACGAUGAGGACUUCGAGGUUGAAAUGCCUGAGCUGGCCGCCGAUGACCCCAUGAGAGCAUUUUUGCCUCAAGCUUUCGGAAAGAAGACCAAAGAGGCGGACGUUGCCGCGCAAAUUGGCCGAACGAAACGACCUAUCGAGAAAACACCAGUGGCAGCACACGUUGGAAAGGGACAGACAUCGCGCAUAGCACAAGAGCCAGCAUCCAAAGACUAUGGGUCGGACGAUGAUAGCAAUUCGGAUGACUCGGACUCGUCGGAGGAUGACGAGUAUCCAGUCUCCCACGAACUGGUCUUGAAAACACACGAUCGCGCGGUAACCACUACGACUCUGGAUCCUUCCGGCUCAAGACUGAUCAGUGGCUCAACAGACUGCACUCUGAAGCUGCAUGAUUUCGCAUCCAUGACCCCGACGACCUUGCGUGCUUUCAAGAGCGUCGACCCAAGCGCAUCAAAAUCAUCUGAACAUUCAGAGACACACCCUAUCAACCAUGUCGAAUUCAAUCCUUCGUACGGCGGCUCAUUUCUCUGUGUAUCGGCCCAUCCGCAAGCGAAGAUAAUGAGCAGAGAUGGAGAAGUUCUGGCAGAGUUUGUGAAAGGAGACAUGUAUCUAAGGGAUAUGAACAACACAAAAGGGCACGUCUCUGAAGUAACAACUGGUACAUGGAAUCCUGUCAACAAGGACAUUUGCGUUACUGCCGGCACCGAUAGUACUCUGCGAAUUUGGGACAUCAAUCACCGAAGAAGUCAAAAAGAGGUCAUAGUCCAUAAGUCGAGAGCGGCAGGGUCAGCAGGUAGAACGCGGAUGACAGCUGUCGUCUGGGGAAGUCCAUUGCAAGGAGGAAACAACAUUCUGGUAGCCGCCGCCCUUGACGGAAGCCUCGUGAUGUGGAGCGGUGAUGGGCCUUUCGCAAGACCAGCGGCCGAAAUUAGAGAAGCUCACACUCCUAGCACUUGGACUGGCGGCAUUGAUGUUAGUGCUGAUGGACGUAUGGUUGUUACCAGGGGCGGAGACAAUCUUAUAAAGCUUUGGGAUACCCGAAAGUUCAAGGCGCCAGUCGUGACAGUGUCUCAUCCAUCGACAUCAGAUCAUUAUACAAUGACGAACAUCAAAUACUCCCCCAAUUCAUCCAGCAUCCUCACCGGAUCCGCAUCUGGCCACCUCCACAUACUGAAUCCUGGAAAUCUCAAAGCAGAGCUUGUGACCCCAGUGACCCCAGGGUCGCCGCUUAUUACUGUCCAGUGGCAUCCGAAACUCAACCAAAUAAUCACUGGAUCCACAAAUUCAGAGGUUCACGUUCUUUAUAAUCCAAAUACCUCAUCUCGAGGUGCUGUCGAUGUCAUGUCUCGUGCACCAAAGAAAAGACACGUCGACGAUGACCCUAAUUUUACUACUGAUCAGUCUACUGGCAUUUCAGGCGAUAGCAUCAUCACUCCUGGCGGGGUCAUGACAACCGCAAGCUCUACAUCCUUUGCAGCGCGUCAUCCCACUGUCGGCCUGACAGCUUCGGGCAGAUCGCGCGAUCCACGUAGGCCGCAAAUACCAAUGGUUACGCCUUUUAUGAAGUCUCAGCCAGAUGAACAACAUAUCAACGAGAGUAUACCACUGAGUAGUAUGCGCGACGAAGAUCCCAGAGAGGCGCUGCUCAAGUAUGCCGAAUUGGCUAAAAAAGAUCCAAUCUUUACAAACGCAUGGAAAGAGACACAGCCAGUAACGCAAUAUCGCGAAGCCAGCGAUGACGAAGACGACGGGCCAGACAAGAAGAAAGCAAGACGAUAA